GUGACUCGGCAUUCGGGAGCCGGGCCGCGGGCACGUCGGUCCUGCGGCCGAGGCAGCGCCGGAGCCGGAGCCACCGCGGGCGAGCUCGGGGCCGUGGGGUUAUGGUGUCCCCGGGCUGAUUGCUGGGACAGAGCGAGGCAGAGGCGGGGGCCGAGCGAGGAGCCAUGGAAGGGCCAGACCAGGAGGCCUACGAGGACACGAUGAGGAAGAACCUGGACCCCGAGGGCUACGAAGACCCCGGCAUACGCGGCUUAAACAUCUCGCCGGGGGAGAUGAGCACUUCGUCGACCGAUGUGGACCUGGAGGCGGCGGGGAGCAGGAGAUUCGGGUCCCAGCAGGGCACCCAUGAGGGCUACGUGGAGCUCCACGAGCUGGUCAUGGACAGGAACAAGGAGCUGUGCUGGAUGGAGGCCGGCCACUGGCUCAGGAUGGAGGAGGACUUCCAAGAAGCCGGUCACUGGGGCGAGCCCCAUCUCCCCUACCUGACCUACCACAGCCUGCAGGACAUCAGACAGGCUUUCGGCAAAGGUGCUGUCCUCCUCGACGUGGUGGAGACGUCGCUGGCGGGCAUCGCCCACAUGCUCGUUGACCAGCUGAUCUACGAGGGGCAGGUCAAGCCGCAGGACCAGGAGACCCUCCUGAGGACCCUGCUGCUGCAGCACAAGCACCCCAGCAAGGCCGAGUCCGUGUGGACCCUGACGCCGGGGCAGAUGCAGCGAGGGGCGGCCGGCGGGAAGGAGGCGGAGAAGCUGCUGCCGCAGGAGACCGUCAAGACGUUCACGCUGGCCCCGGGCGAGCAGCCCGGCCCCGGCGCGGCCGAGCCCCUGCUCCCCAAGCAGGUCCCCGAGGACACCGAGGCCUCGCUGGUGCUCGUGGGCUGCGCGGCCUUCCUGGAGCAGCCGACGCUGGCCUUCGUGCGCCUGAAGAACGCCGUGCCGCUGGACGCCGUCCUCGAAGCGCCGCUGCCCGCCCGCUUCCUCUUCGUGGUGCUGGGCCCCGAGAGCCCGCACGUCAGCUACCACGAGAUCGGCCGCGCCGUGGCCACCAUGAUGGCCGACCGGGUGUUUCGCCGGGACGCCUACCUGGCCCAGGACCGCCGCGAGCUGGCCCGCAGCAUGGAGGCCUUCCUGGAGGCCAGCAUCGUCCUGCCGCCCACCGAAGCGCCCAGCGAGGAGCUGCUCCGGGGGCUGGUGCCGCUGCAGCGGGAGCUGCUCCGCCGCCGCUACCAGCCCGCCAAGCUGGCGCCCGGCAAGGGUUCCCCAAAGGCCCUGGAGAUCGAGCACCCGGCGGCGGAGAGCGAUCCCCUGCGCCGGACGGGGCGGCCCUUCGGGGGGCUGGUGCAGGACAUCCGCCGCCGCUACCCCAAAUAUCUCAGCGACAUCAAGGACGCCCUGAACCCGCAGUGUCUGGCUGCCAUCAUCUUCAUCUACUUCGCCGCGCUGUCGCCUGCCAUCACCUUCGGAGGCCUGCUGAAUGACAAGACCAACGGCAUGAUGGGGGUGUCGGAGCUGCUCGUUGCCACGUGCGUGCAGUGCAUCAUCUUCAGCCUGCUCAGCGCCCAGCCCCUGCUCGUCGUCGGCUUCUCGGGGCCCCUGCUCGUCUUCGAGGAAUCCUUCUACAAGUUCUGCGAGACCCAGAGCAUGGAGUACAUCGUGGGCCGCGUCUGGAUCGGCUUCUGGCUCGUCCUGCUCGUGGUGGUGGUGGUGGCCUGCGAGGGCAGCAUCCUGGUGCGCUACCUCUCCCGCUACACCCAGGAGAUCUUCUCCUUCCUCAUCUCCCUCAUCUUCAUCUAUGAGACCUUCUACAAGCUCUUCAAGAUCUUCGAGGCUCACCCACUGCAGAGGUUCUACAACGUGACUCCCACGCUAAACCCCUUGGUUCCCCCCAGCGCGGAGCCCAACACGGCGCUGCUCUCCCUUCUGCUCAUGGCCGGCACCUUCUUCCUGGCACUCUUCCUCCGCAAGUUCAAGAACAGCGCUUUCCUGCCCGGCAAGGUCCGACGCUUGAUCGGGGACUUUGGGGUGCCCAUUUCCAUCUUCGUCAUGGCGCUGAUCGACUUCUUCAUCAAGGACACAUACACGCAGAAACUGAAGGUCCCCAAAGGCCUUGAGGUCACCAACUCAUCUGCCCGCAACUGGUUCAUCAACCCCAUGGGCAACCAUAAGGCCUUUCCCAUAUGGAUGAUGUUCGCCUCGGUGGUGCCAGCCUUCUUGGUCUUCAUCCUCAUCUUCCUUGAGACGCAGAUCACGACCCUCCUCAUUAGCAAGCCUGAGCGGAAGCUGGUGAAGGGCUCAGGCUUCCAUCUGGACCUACUGCUCAUCGUGGGUAUGGGCGGCAUAGCGGCGCUCUUCGGCGUGCCCUGGCUUAGCGCCACCACUGUCCGCACCAUCACCCACGCCAACGCCCUCACCGUCAUGAGCAAGACCUCUUCUGGCGACAAGUCUCAGAUCGUGGAGGUCAAGGAGCAGCGCAUCAGCGGCUUGCUGGUGGCCGUGCUCAUCGGUGUCUCCAUCCUCCUGGAGCCCAUCCUGAAGUACAUUCCAUUGGCUGUGCUCUUCGGCAUCUUCCUCUACAUGGGUGUGACCUCCCUCUUUGGCAUCCAGCUUUUUGACCGCAUCCUGCUCUUGCUGAUGCCACCCAAGUAUCACCCCAAAGAGCCCUAUGUCAUUGGGGUGAAGACCUGGCGCAUGCACCUCUUCACCUUCACCCAGAUCGUCAGCCUCGCGGUGCUGUGGACGGUGAAGUCCACGGCGGCCUCGCUAGCCUUGCCCUUCGUCCUCAUCCUCACCGUGCCGCUCCGGCACUUCCUGCUGCCCACGAUCUUCCGGACCUUCGAGCUCCAAUGCCUGGACGCGGACAACCCCGCCGUCGCCUUGGACGAGGUGGAGGGCAAGGACGUGUACGACGAGGUGCAGAUGCCCAGCUAAGGGCGCCGGCGGGCGAGCGGCGACAGCCGGGACCCCCCACGCGCGCGCCCCGGCCCCGCGCCGCCCUCCCGCGCUCCCCCCGGCCGGGCGCAACCCGCCCCGGUCUCCCCGCUCGGCCCCGCUUCGCCGGACGAACUUUCGGUGCUAACGAGCCCGAAGGGCUCAGCUCGGACGGGACCCUUCGCCCGAAGGACCCCGGGCCGGGUUUUUUUAAUUUUUUUUCUUUCUUUUUUUGCCUCUUUCUUUGCUGCUCGCUUUGACUCAGGGUUACGGACGCUUCGCUGCGGCGCCCGCUGCUGCUGCUGCUGCUUGGGUUGGCUUUUCGGGUGCCCCCCCCCCCAAAAAAAACCCUCAGGGCCUUUUCCCGCGUUUGCAUUAACUUAUCGGUGUCGUCCCCGGGAAGGGAUGUAAAUAGUCCGACAGUGGGGGGGCUUAUGUAUUUGCAAUUAGGAAAAUAGUACACACACCCCCCCAAAACAAAAAAAGAAAAAAAAAAAGAUGCUGGUGGGUGCUUCUGCCGUGAGGGUUUGGUAAAAAAGCAAAACCAAAACAAAAAGCAAAAAAAAAAAAAAAAAAAAAAAGUGCCUAAAAAGCGCCGGCUGCAAGGAGUGAUCUGUAUAUUUGAUGCUCGUGAGUGGGGGAGUUUGUAAUUUAUUUCCGAAGGCUGCGGGCGCCUCUGCCCGCGAAGGCGCCGGGGCCGCGUGUGUGCGUGUGUAUAUACCGGGGAUUUCCCGUCUGCUCAGGGCCUGCGCUCUGCGCACCAGCGUGGCAGCGUCGUUGCUGAGCUCCUAUUAGUCUUAAUGAAUUAGUGGUAGUGUCAAUCCUCCUUUUUUUUUUUUUUUUUUAAGCGUUUCAGUUAAAUCCGUGUAGUUUUCCCUGGACAGUUCCCUGCCGCGUUGCGAGGCGACUGCCCACGGCCGCUUUUUUGAGCCCAUCUUGCCCCGUUGCCACCACGAUCGCUCCCGAAACCGGCCCGCUCCUCUUUGCAAAGCUGGAGAGGAAAAUGCCCGGAGCCGGGAGGGGAGAGCCGGGGGCAGCCGUCGCCGCGGUCGUCUCGCCGCGGUUCUGCCAGCGUGGCCCAAGCCGCCUCUCCCCAGGAGUGCCUUGUGUUCGGGUUGGUUUAGUUUUAGCAAUUAUGGGUCCAAAAUAGGCAAUAAUCUUGUGUGCUUGGAUUUUUAUUUCCCCCUUCCCUUCCCAAUCCACCUCUGUAUCACGCUUUAAUAAAGAAAUGAAUUUUAAAGAAUUCCAAAAA
This is a messenger RNA of Rhea pennata, 4179 nucleotides long. RefSeq names its product solute carrier family 4 member 1 (Diego blood group) (gene SLC4A1). Gene Ontology annotation, cellular component: plasma membrane; basolateral plasma membrane. The record is from RefSeq and is a predicted model, not a curated record. Lineage: Eukaryota; Metazoa; Chordata; Aves; Rheiformes; Rheidae. Gene Ontology annotation, molecular function: monoatomic anion transmembrane transporter activity; solute:inorganic anion antiporter activity; bicarbonate transmembrane transporter activity. Gene Ontology annotation, biological process: monoatomic anion transport; regulation of intracellular pH; transmembrane transport.